This is a messenger RNA of Mycotypha africana, 2322 nucleotides long. RefSeq lists its product as uncharacterized. NCBI's taxonomy places the organism in Eukaryota, Fungi, Mucoromycota, Mucoromycetes, Mucorales, Mycotyphaceae. The transcript has 6 exons. Bases 1 to 2322 code for a protein of 773 amino acids. The record is from RefSeq and is a predicted model, not a curated record.
AUGAACAUUUUUAACGAAACGGACUUGGAAAAUCCAGCAAUGAUCUUUGAUGAAGUUGAUUAUCAGCAGCAUGAUAAAAUCACAACUGCUACAUCAUUACUCACAUUGUCUUUGGAAGACUUGUAUCCUGAAUUGAAGAACUUGCCCUUAGAUAAUAGAGAUUAUCAAGCAGUCCAUGCGCCUCUUUCGCCAAUGGAUCACGCUUCAACGCCUUCUUUUCCUAUAUCUUCAACUGUUCGUAAAGCGCCGACGAUUUCUUUAGUGAAUUGGAAAGAAACUGCAGCAAAGGAUCCUAGCCGGGAAGAGAUUGAAGAGGAGGACGCUUAUUCAAUUUCCUUAUCGUCUGAAUAUAGCAAUGUCAAUAAAGAGAAGAGUAACCUUCAAAUCCAAAUUCUCGGUGUACCAAAUGCAGGUGCGAAAUCUCGCGUCGAGACCCAGAUUAAAAUUUGCUUGCGGCUUUUGGCAAUAUCAGCAACGAAUGGCGACGAAAUUAAAGUAAAUAAUUGGUCAUACAUACACCUUAACGAAAACAUACUGGCCAGGUCAAGAUUACGUAAAGCUUCACAACAUCAGCAGCAGCAGCAGAUUGGAUCCUUUGCAACUACUAUGGUAUCUGAUGAGUCAAAAAUUCUGCAGUUAGAUGCCAAAGUUGUCUGCUCGACCAAUGUCAAUCAGCCUAUUCGAAUGUGUGCUGGUUGUGUACGACGUGAGAAAAAGAGAGCAGAACGAACUAAAGAUAGCAAGAAUAAAAAGAUGAAAGAGCUAUCUUUCGAAGAAACAGAAGCUGAACGAAAUCGAAUCGUCAUCUUUAAUUGUAAUCCUCUAUUGAAUUUUUCUUCUGGAGACGUUGUCUUACCAACACGUAUUACUUGCUACUGCCGUCAUCAUAACGAAAAAAUUGGCUUUAGAAUUCGGUUUGCGUUGAAGAACCAUCAAGGAGAAAUCGUCGCUACCGGUAUAUCGCCUCCUAUAAUGGUAACAGAUGACCACAAGAAUUCAAAACAGAGAAAACGAAAGCGUUCUAUGGAAUAUCAAAGCAUCGCGACAAGUAGUGGUUCGAACACGGACACACCUGAUUCCUCUCGGCGCAGCUCUCUUGUCGUAGAGGGUGCUAUUGAUAGCUGCUUUCUGAAUGACCCCACUCCUUUUCAAACACCACCUAGCACGGCAACAGAUGAAGGCGAAGAAAUUGAAGCUUUGACACCGAAAAGCCUAGAAUUUCUGCAAACAAGCUUGAAUUCUUUCCACUUACUGAACGAUGACGAACAAACCAGCCGGUUUUUCUCAAAGCUCGGCCAUAGCAGCCUUUCUCAGCUAACACAACCACUACAAGUUUUGACCCCGACAGAAGAGACUCUGACAGAAGUUCAACUAAUCGAGGAACAAAAAGUGGACGUAUGGUUUUCUAAUCGUCGUCAAAAGACAAACAUUCAUGAUCAUAUAAGCCCUUUAGCUGUAACAAGCGUUAGCAUUGAUAACUGUGAAAAAAACAGCCAUGAUACCCUUCUUGAAGGAGCAGUUUCUUCCUCCUCUUCAUCAUCAUCAUCAUCAUCAUCGUCAUCGUCAUCUUCUUCUUCUUCCUUCGUGCAUAUCAACAACCUUAAACAGACAACGUCGCAAGACAUCAUGCAUUCCACGCAUCCAAAUGAUACUUCAAUUCAGUUACCCCGCAUAGAAAAGAUUGUUCCGGGCCGUGGCCCCACUUAUGGGGGCAUUGAAGUAACUCUUUUAGGCUCUGGUUUCUACCAAGGGCUAACAUGUUUGUUCGGAGAAUAUCAUGCGACCACUGUUUACUGGACCACAAACACCAUCGUGUGCAUUUUGCCCCCAGCUUCUCAGACCGGUCCCGUCAUCGUUUCCUUUAAAGAACAUCCAUUCAUAGUGGAAGGAGGACAGGAUGUCGCCAUUUUCACUUACUAUGAUGCUACUGACCAAGCAUUAUUAGAAUUGGCUUUGCAGGUAGUAGGUUUGAAAGCAACAGGCAAAUUGCAAAAUGCGAAACAAGUGGCCAUGGAUAUCGUCAGCGGCGGAACAAGUACUGGUAUGCGUGGUAUGGAAACUGGUAAUAAUGGUGGUAGUUGCGUUUAUAAUCAUUGCCAGCAACGACUCUCAAAGAAUCGCUGCUUUACAAACUUGCAAAAAAGCUUUGGGGUGACCGUAUUAUACUUUGCCUAUUCAGUCAUCUAUGCAAAGUUGAUUCAACUCUUGUUUGACAAUGCAGGCUUUGAUCCUUACGUCAAUUGCAGCAGACAUUGUAGAAGAAAUUUCAAAACAAUAUUGAAAAGCAAGAAUGGAGUUAGAAGUACCAUACUACAUCCUUAA